Molecule: messenger RNA, 880 nt
Organism: Lycium barbarum (goji berry)
Lineage: Eukaryota; Viridiplantae; Streptophyta; Magnoliopsida; Solanales; Solanaceae
Exons: 3
Coding region: 281-616 (111 amino acids)
Source: RefSeq, a predicted model, not a curated record
UUAAAAUGAUGAUCCGUGUCACUCAUAAUGAUUUGCUGGAGUGAGAUAUGUGAGACUUUACUGGAUCUGUGUCAAACAAAAUAAUUUGCUGUAGAAAGAUAUGUCAGCCUUUUAAUUAUUAAAACCAUAUGUCAGCCGUUGAUGUAACACUCGAUCCUGAGUAAUGCAUGCAUAACAAAUCAAUAAUAUUAAUUAAUAAAUGGAGUAUUUCUUCUUCCUUAAACGACAGAGCCGUGUAAUGAUGAAUUCCCAAAAGUGCAAGUGAGAUCUACAGGCAUCAAUGGAGGGGUAUGUGUGGGCAAUCGCUGCUGGACUAAACGCUGCUCUUGCAGCCAUCUCUGCCAAAUUCUUCACCUCCCAGCUUAUCAAGUAUGGUUGUGUCAUAUUAUUCAAUGUCACAAUGUGGGGAUGCUAUGUGAAUAGCCUUAAAGCUCUAUCAUCUCUACAAGCUACUGUGACAAACUUUGCAACCAACUUUUUAUCAUCUGGAUUGGCUGGAUUUUUGCUUUUCAGGGAGCCACUACCAGUCCAGUGGUUUGCAGGCGCUUCACUUAUUGUGCUUGGAGUUAUUGUUUUGAGCAAGUCGAGCAAAGAGAAGAAAACUCAUACAAGUUAGAUUAGAUAGCAGGCUUUCUGGAUUUAACUUCCGUUUCUGCAAUCAAUUUCCUGACUGUUUAGCUUUGAAGUUAUGAGCCAAAUUUCAGAUGUAGAUUUUAUUGGCCAUAUAUUGCGUUAGUGUGGCUAUGCUAAUAUUGAAGUUUUGCUGCUCCUGUAAUACUCAAUUUUUCUCCUUUAGUUAAGAGGGAUAAGAAUUUUCUACUUCUUAACCAUUGUCUCGGGUUCGAUGGAAAAAUUAUGAUAGAGAGCACUUCCCGUUUAA